AGAGGUUGUGGCUGCUCCGUCCCUGGAGGGCUUUGAGGGGCGAUUGGGCAGCCAUUUGUUCUGGACGGAAUAGGGUCUCCUGCCUGAACAGGGGAUGGACUAGAAGACCUCCAAGGUCCCCCCAACUCAAUUCUUCUCUUAUGGACCUGAUGUUUUCUGGGCAACAAGAUCGGACUUAUGUGUCUCUAGGCCUUUCUGGGUUGUUUUGCUUCCAUUUCUAGCUAACAACCACCGUGUUUUCCUAUCAGUGCCCCCAUCCGUGUAUUCACCAGGUUCAACUGUGCUUAUCCCAGCACUUUUUAAAAACCAGCUAUUGAAUGUUUUGACUGUUCAGUUGUAUUUAUUUCUUUAUAAAAUGUAUUGGCCACCAACCUUACCAUGACAUAACUGUGGGCGGCUUAGAGACAGAAAAUAAUACAUACACAUUAAAAUCUAAAUAAAUUGUAGGAUGAAAAAUCCAGUCUGGUUCCAAGCCAGGAGAAAGGAGCUGGAAAUAAAAUGCUUAGUGACACAGGUGCCAGUCCCAAUUGCAGUCACUAAGUGAGGACUACUUCAAUUGGGAUGUCACCAAAGGGGUUAUGGAAAGUAUUUUCUGCCUUUACUUGGAGUUCAUGGUUCCAUGGGCAUAAGUAUAGAAAUAUAGAAAUAAUAAAAAUUAUAAAAAUAGUCAAGCAUGCCUUCUAUGAUUUUGGUCACAUGCCUAACAGACAGGCUAGUGGUUUCCUAUGUACGUUUCCAUGGCCUCUGAAGACUGUUGCGGCCUGAACUUCAGCCUUACCAUCUCAACAUAUGAGCAAACAUCAAGUUGAUCAGAUUCCUGAUUAACAUUAGCGCAGAAGACAAAGAAGAUGGCAAUGAGCACUCUGGACAACUGAGGAUAACAAGCAACAUUGAACACCAAAGCAAGUCAGUCCAGAAAUCAAUAUAUCUUCCAUUUCCUUCAGAGAGCCACACAAUUCUUAAUCUUCCUCACCAAGUGAGAGGAAAACGAGAGAAAAUCAAGAAGAGAUUUCUAGCUGGGAAACGUAGAGUGUGAAAUUCAAGCAUACAUUACAUGAAAAGUCAAGGGAGAUUAUUUUUCCAUUGGGCAAAAGAGGGAAAUAUCUGGAAGUUACUGGGGAGGAAAACGUCAAUUGCAAAACCACGUAGAGCAGACAGAGUUGCAGGCCCCCUCUGGGAGGAAAGAAACGGCUUGAAUAAAAGCACUGCUAAACAAGGGAUCAUCCAUAUUUUUGCCCUCCAAAGGAAUAUGAGUUGUGGAAAAGCUCCAUAGAUGUGCAUGUUGUGGGAAAGAUAAAACUUGCAAAUCACAGUUGAUUAUGCCAGAGGGGAUCCUGACUGGAGAAACGCCAUACAAUACUCUAAAUGUGGCAAAACCUCUGAUCAGAAAACCUCCAUUGUGGUUCUUGGAAGGACCCACACAGGAGAGAAGCCCUACAAGUGCUUUAGCAGUAAAUGCUUUAGCAAGUAUGGCAACGUGGACUCACACCAAAGAGAAACUGUUUGAAUGUCCUGAUUGUGAGAAAUGUUUCUGCGAUAAUUCCAACCUGGUCAUACACCAGAGGAUUCACACAGGCAAGAAGCCCUUUAAAUGUCCUAAUUCUGAGGAUAUUUUAAGUCAAAAUUCUUACCUCGUUUCACACCAGAGCACUCAUACAGGAGAGAAACUGUUGGAAUGUCCUAGUUCUGAGAAAAGUUUCAGUAAGAAUUCCAGCCUGGAGACAAAUGAGAGGACUCACACAGGAGAGAAACCCUUUGAGUGUCCUGAUUGUAGUAAAAGUUUCAGUAACAAUUCCACUCUAGUGAAACACCAAAGGAUUCACACACGAGAGAAAUCCUUUGAGUGUUCCGAGUGUAGGAAAAGUUUCAGUAACAAUUCCAGCCUGAUUCAACAUCAGAGGAUUCAUACAGGAGUGAAACCAUUUGAAUGUCCUGACUGUGGGAAAAGUUUCAGUCAAAAUUCCAACCUGGUUCAACACCAGAGUAUUCACACAGGAGAGAAACCCUUUGAAUGUUCUGACUGUGGUAAAAGUUUCAGUCAGAAUUCCAACCUGGUGAAACACCAAAGGAUUCACACAGGAAAAAAACACUUUGAAUGUCCUGACUGUGGGAAAAAUUUCCGUCAGAAUUCCAACCUGGUUCAACACCAGAGGACUCACACAGGAGAAAAACACUUUGAAUGUCCUGACUGUGGGAAACGUUUCCGUCAGAAUUCCAACUUGGUUCAACACCAAAGGAUUCACACAGGAGAAAAACCCUUUAAAUGUCCUGACUGUGGGAAAAGUUUCCGUCAUAAUUCCAACCUCAUCGGCCACCAGAGAAUUCACACAGGAGAGAAACCGUUUGAAUGUCCUUAUUGUGGUAAAAGUUUCAGUAACAAUUCCAGCCUGGUGAAACACCAGAGGACUCACACAGGAGAAAAACCCUUUGAAUGUCUUGACUGUGGGAAAAGUUUCCGUCAGAAUUCCAACCUGGUGACACAUCAGAGGAUUCACACAGGAGAAAAACCCUUUGAAUGUCCUGACUGUGGGAAAAGUUUCCGUCAGAAUUGCAACCUGGUUCAACACCAGAGGAUUCACACAGGAGAAAAACCCUUUAAAUGUCCUGACUGUGGAAAAAGUUUCAGUCAGAAUUCCAACCUGGUUCAACACCAGAGGACUCACACAGGAGGGAAAUUGUAUGAGUUUCGAGACUGUGGGAAAGAUCUCAGUACUAGGGUUAAUAUUAUGAAUCAUGUCCUUAUACACAAAGGGGAGAAACCAUUUUAGUGUCCUGAGUGUGGAUGGUGCUUCAGGAAAUAUUCCACCCUUAUUGCACACAGAAAAAUCCACAUGAUGGCCAAAUGAUAAGUGUAGAGAAGGCUUGAAUUUCAUUUCUGAUGUCCCAUUAUAAGUCCAGCUGAUAUAUUGGCUAUUUAAAUUGAUUAAAUUAAUUAGAAUUUGCCUGAUUUUUUUGUAGGCAAAUAUGCAAUGGUAUUAGAUGCAGCAGAGAAAAGAAAAAAUGGAACAUAUUACUUUGAUAAUGGCUAUCUUGCUUUCAGCAUAAGAAGUUGCUGGAUAUUUAUUUUUGUAGAAAUUUGGCUAUUAUAUAAAAAACUUUUUUGGAGUGUUCUUUGCAUUUUUGUGAUAGUUGAUAAUAGAAAUGCUAGGUGCCAGGAAUCCCAGCCUUUUUCUCCCUGGGGGCCCCCAAGAUUUUCAGCCUCAAAAUUCUCCAGCCAACAUUUCUUGGCGAUUGGAGCACUGAGACUAUAGUUAAAGAGAUUGUGCUUCUUCAUAUAAGGAAAAAACAAGCGGAGAAGAGACAUGAGGGCUUUUUUCCAACGUUCUUCUUUUUCUACCCUGUUUCCCCCAAAAUAAGACAUCCCCUGAUAAUAAGCCCAAUCGUGCUUUUGAGCGCAUGGCAAUAAGGCCAAGCACUUAUUUCAGGAUUAAAAAAAAAUAUUAGACAGGGUCUUAUUUUUGGGGAAACAUGAUAACAGUUCCAGGAAUUCAGUGCACCAAGCAUGUCUGUUCAGAUUGUGUCAAGAAUGAGGCACGCAAGUGGAAGAAACCGUAUGAAUAGCAAAUAUAUUGGGGGAGUUUAUAGAGUAGUGAUAAAAGCAAUGUAAAAUUUCAGAUGUAAAGGCUGUUCUGCCCUGCAGGUGACCUUCAUGUUUCAAAAGCCAGAAGAAGCAAUUCGAUUGAAACAUGUCAGUUGCUACAUAUUCCUUUUCUCCCCAGAUUUUAUUCCAUUUGUGGUACAUGCUUUAAAACUGGUUCUCCUUCAUAUGAGGGUGGCCUUGUGAUUUUAUGGACACCUUCUUUUCUUGGAAACAAUAUGGAACUCUUAUGCCAUUGCUGUCUUCUGUGAUUUUAUUUUAACCUAGCAAAGAAACACAGGAUUUCCUAGUGGUGCACCAUCCAUUUAUUAUCCUGGAAGAACUGGGCUUAACCUAGGAUUUCCUUUAAUAAUAGCUAUUUGCACCCUUUGGGAUGUUCAGUUUUAUAGACAGUCCUCGCUUACCGCUUACUACUCAGCCUUCAAAAUUACACUGGUGCUUAAAAAGUAAUUCCUCAAAGUUGUGCCCAUCACAGUUAUUUGGGGGUGGGACUGGCUUGCAAUUACGAUACUUUCGGUGUCCCAGUCUUGGAAUUGUCAUUUGGAACCUUCACAACUGGCUUCCAAUAAACAAAAUUGACAGGAAGUUGCAAGUCCCACUCAUGGUACAUUGCACUGAACAGAACACAGUGAUUCGCUUAAUGACCACACCAGUCAGGAAUGGACUUGAUUCAAAUGGUUGUUGUUAAGUGAGGACUAUGUUAAUCAGGAUGUCAUUGUGGUUGUGCAGAAUAUUUCUUGCCUUUUUUCUUACAGGCAGUCCUCAGGUUAGAACAGUUCAUUUAGUAACUCAACAGCACCGAAAAAAGUGACUGAGAGUUGGAAGGACCUUAGAGGUGGUCUAGUCCAAUCCACCGAUCAAGGCAGGAGACCCUAUUCCAUUUCAGACAAGAGACUGUCCAGUCUCUUCUUAAAAACCUCCAACCGAAACCCUGUCCUUUAAUGCUGCUGAAGUUCUUGGGAUCAUUUCAUCAAUUAACAUCCUCCCCUUGCUUUAAAGUUAGAUCAAAAAGUGUGAGUGUAUUGUAUGGAGUAAUCACGACAGACACACCCCUCCACCCAAAGAAUGAAAUAUUUUAGGGAAUAUUAAAAAGAGGCAGAAUAUUUUAUUUUCCCAAAGGAGAAAUGGAGAAAAAAAAAUACUAGCAAAGGCAGAAAGCAGCCACAACAGUUUCCAGCAGAUGCCUGAAGUUUUUAGAGAUGGAUAUUUUGUGUCCAUUAAGAAAUCUAGGCCAGCCUAUUCACAAACAAAACACCUAGAAUGCCAAUUGAUGGGAUUAAUCACAAAUUAAAAUUUGCAUUUCCCCAUCCAAAAUCUAAGGACAGGACAUAACUUUUUACUACAGGGGUCUUCAAAGUACAGCCUGUGGGAUGCAUAUGGCCUGCUGAAGCAAUGUAUUGGGCGCACGCAGUGGUGGGAUUCAGCCCUGCCCCUCGCCCCACCCCUACCAGCCAUUUCUUGCGUGGCUGGCUGUGCCACCCGCAUGGCCCCUCCUCUAGCCGUCGCCCUUAUCUUCCAAUGCACGGUAUGCUCACCGCAAAGGUAAAGGGGAGAGGGAGUAGGGGAGGGCGUGUUUCAGCCAGGUGGUCUUUGGGUCUCUGCCGACCAGUUGAUCAUUGUACGGCUCAUCAGCCUCUGGAUGUCAGAUUCCCACCAUCUAGCACCAGUUCAGGGGAUCCUUCCUCCCCCCGCCCCGGACAGACAGGGACAGACGGAGACUGAGGAAGGGAAGGAAGGAUGAUAGGAAGGAAGACAAGACUUGGGGGUUGUGGUAAAAACUGUAGUUCAGUAAUAAGGAUGUGAUGGCCCUCCAGUGGUUACUGCACUAGACUCCCAUCAUUCCUGACUAUUAGUUGUGCUGUUAAAAAAAUCCAGUGCCACCAGGGAGAAGUCAAGUUGUGAGUGAUUGAAAUUCCUCACACUGAAGCUAAGUGAUGAUAGGUCAUAACAGAGGUAUGUAUUCUCCCUGACAUAUUUUCUUGUUAUGUGCCCUAUGAUUUAAAUUUCAGAUAAAUGUAUUUCUCUGCUGUCGUCUUGUUAAUUCAGCGAGCUAUCUCAGGGCACUGCCGGGGUUGACGGGAAUCCUGCAGAAAGUGCCUCAGGAGCCAGUCUCAUCUCUGUACCCAUCAAGCAUUCCAUGUCCUGGUUUCUCUUCCCCACCCCCAUUUGCUCUUGUAGCACACUUUUCUUUCCUUCGAUAUAACAGGUAAAAGUCUCUGAACGUACCUGAGAGCUAAACUUUUUUUUUUUGCAAAAAGUUUUUUAUUUUUUAAACAAAAACAACAUAAAACCAUCAACCUUCCAAACACUUACAGACAGUAUUUUGAUCAGUGAAAAUCAUUUCGUGCUCUCAAAAUUUUCAAACUCAUUAUAUAACAGAUAUUCUCUAAUAAAAAACAAGUGCUUAAACAUUUUAUCCAAAUUUCAUUUCAUAUAUAAUAUUUCAUCUCCAUGCUUUAUUAUCUAUCCAUUGAUAAAAUAGCUCCCAUAUCAAAUAAUAUUGUUUAUCUUCCUGUUCUCAUAUUUCAAAUGUCAAUCUACUCAUUUCGGCACAGUCCAACAUUUUCUUAAUAAUUUCUUCAUCAGUAAUCAUCUUCUCUCCUUUCCAUUUUUUUGCAAAUACAAUUCUAGCCGCUGUUAAAAUAUUCACAAUUAAAUAUUAUAAUUCUUUGUUAAAUGUCUCUGGUAAGAUCCCUAAUAAAAACAUCUCUGGUUUAAGAUCAA
Messenger RNA from Pantherophis guttatus, 6322 nucleotides. RefSeq lists its product as uncharacterized. Gene Ontology annotation, biological process: regulation of transcription by RNA polymerase II. The record is from RefSeq and is a predicted model, not a curated record. Gene Ontology annotation, cellular component: nucleus. Lineage: Eukaryota; Metazoa; Chordata; Lepidosauria; Squamata; Colubridae. Gene Ontology annotation, molecular function: DNA-binding transcription activator activity, RNA polymerase II-specific; RNA polymerase II cis-regulatory region sequence-specific DNA binding.